AUGCAGCUUACCUAUUGCACUGCACAUCUUUGCCUGUCUCUACCUUGUCCGCCUGGCCGGACCCUUACCUUGCCUUGCGUUGCCUUGUCCGGUGGACAGGAGUUCCAGCAACAACCGCCUGCCUACCUAUUCGUAUCUACUACCCAAGGUGUUAAGGUGGGAAUGAGUGCUACCUGGUACUUACACAGUAGAGACAAAGACGGCACGGGCAUCGGUCAACCCGCCACAGAUACUGAUGCUGAGGAUCAAGGUGGAGAGCAAUCCACCACCAUUGCUGUUCUUGUCGACACCUCCGAUUGGAGGGUUGAUGGCGAGGAAGGGUGGGCGCGUGCUAUGGGAGUCAAUGCACUGUGGGCAGGCGGUUCCAAGAAACGGAACACCGACGCACUAGAUACGUACCUACCUACCUACUUUGGCUUAGGGAAGGUCCUGGUCGGUUACAACGGUCAAGUCAAGGAUUUCUGCAGGAGACGCCGUUCUCUCCCGCCCCUCCAGUACCAGCUACCGGUAGUACCGUACCUACCUACUUAG
Colletotrichum navitas is the source of this 531-nucleotide messenger RNA. RefSeq lists its product as uncharacterized. The record is from RefSeq and is a predicted model, not a curated record. The transcript has 4 exons. Bases 1 to 531 code for a protein of 176 amino acids. NCBI's taxonomy places the organism in Eukaryota, Fungi, Ascomycota, Sordariomycetes, Glomerellales, Glomerellaceae.